This is a messenger RNA of Lingula anatina, 1193 nucleotides long. RefSeq lists its product as uncharacterized. The record is from RefSeq and is a predicted model, not a curated record. Gene Ontology annotation, cellular component: chromatin; condensin complex; condensed chromosome. Gene Ontology annotation, biological process: mitotic chromosome condensation; regulation of apoptotic process. NCBI's taxonomy places the organism in Eukaryota, Metazoa, Brachiopoda, Lingulata, Lingulida, Lingulidae. Gene Ontology annotation, molecular function: chromatin binding.
ACAGCGAAGGCGGAAGAAGACAAUUUGACUACUCUUAAUUGCAUUAAAUUAGCCAAUAAGGGGAUUGAGUCGAGCAUGUCAAGCAGAGAACUCAAGGCUAUACUUUCCGACAUAAAGAAAAUCCUGGAGCCAUGCGCCGCUAAGAUAAACGCAUCAACCGCGGGUGACAAAAGAUCCAAUUUGGCCACGUUAAGGGCUUUUAUGAAAACCUGGAGAAAGGGAAAACUUUCAACAGAUCGCAAACAGAAAGAGUUAUAUCUGGAGAACAUACGACGUCACUACACACGCCUAGUGGACGGAUUGGGCUAUCACCUGGACACCGCCUCUGGUCAAGAUCUCCUGGACAAACUCUACCAGGAUGGCAUUAUAGAAGAGGCUGAACUUGAGGCACUAAGGAAUACAGCGCAGAAACCACAGAGAUCCAGAAAAUUCCUCGAAAUACUGAAGUCUAAGAAUGUGAAGGUUUUCCAGAGGCUCAUCAAGAUCCUGCGACAAGACCCCCACCGUGAGCACUUGGCCUGUGCGGUAGAAGGAACCACGCAUCCCGAGCUAUCAGAUGGUGCUGACACCGACAGCGACAACAAUGACAAUGACGAAACUCAAGAGAGCCAACAGGAUUCCAGUCACGUGCCUGUAGUCACAAGAGCGGAGACCACACUUUAAGUCAAAGACUUAUCAAUGGCGUUUUUACAGAACCAAACAUUUAUUUUUAAAUAUUAAAAUAUGACAACGUUUAUACAAGACGAUUAAGAUUUCAAAGAAACUCGUAUGCCUCUUGCAAUUAAUUAACUAUACAUAUUCUCUCAUAACCCUUAAAAGGGCUGACUCCACUCUCAACCCCACCCCCUUUCUUUAGGAUAUGCAUUUUGUACAUAGUAUCGAGUUGGUGGUAUAGAAUUUAGAUUCUGGUAGAUUAGGAAACAAGGUGUCUUCGCUAGAUUCAUUUUAUUUUAUUUUUGCGAAAUUUGCACAAUGCGUCUUCCUUGAAUUGAUUUUUGCCUCUUUUAUAGAACUUAAUGUUAUCACCAAAGAUACUUUAAAAAGGUGAAACAUAUCAUCAGGUCUAAGCUUGCUGUUAGAUUUAAGACUACACGAUUCAUGGUUCAUGGAAUUGGAAUUUCACGAGUGGCACCUCACGGCGAUAAGAGGGUUAACCAUCCACAUGUACCCGUAAAGCCAUCAUAUGACUUAUG